Molecule: messenger RNA, 6430 nt
Organism: Tigriopus californicus
Lineage: Eukaryota; Metazoa; Arthropoda; Copepoda; Harpacticoida; Harpacticidae
Gene: Hel89B
Product: TATA-binding protein-associated factor 172-like
Molecular function (GO): ATP-dependent chromatin remodeler activity; DNA binding; TBP-class protein binding
Source: RefSeq, a predicted model, not a curated record
AACAGUGACAUCAUCAUCAUCAUCAUCAUCAGCCUCGCAGCUAGGCUAGAAUCAUCGUGAAGUGCCGCCCUCCCUCCUCUUAAGUGUUGAUCAGUGAGCGUGUCUUCUUUCAGUCAGUCACCAUCCAGACAAUGGACGCACUCGUCUCCAUCCAACCCAGCCCCGCCUAAGGGGCUUGACCUGCAUUACGCCCCUCGGCCACGCCUGACCUCGCUUUCAGGAUGGCUUCGUCGAGGUUGGAGCGGUUGUUCACGCUACUGGCCACCUCGACCUCGGGCCCCACUCUCAGCUUGGCCUCGCAACAAUUGGCGCAAGUGGUGCGCACCCACCCCGAAGAACUGUGCGGUCUUUUGGCCCACCUCCACCCUUUGCUGCAUUCAAGCACUUGGGAGACGCGAUUAGCCGCGGUUCAGGCCCUGACCGCCAUCCUCAAAGCUUACCCGGCGGAACCGCGACCCGUCCAGGCGGCCGGUAAGGAAGACGCACGGGUGAAACUCGAAGCACCCGUGGAUUUGAGCUAUGGCCGCGAAAGUCGCCAAACGCCCGUGAUCGUGUCGGCAGCCCAGGUUGAUCAGUUCAAUUUUGAGACGUUCGACUUGGCCCGUAUGAUUGCCGAGACCGAAUCGCUGUUGUCGUCGCGGGGUCGCGAGUUUAACUCGCCCGCCCAAUGCGAUUUGGGGCAGCAGAAGAAGGAGAUCAAUCGCAAGUUCGGGUUUACCAUGGCUCAAAAUUUGGCCGGUGAUACGGCCCCCGACGAUCUGAUCACCGAGGAGGACCUCAAAGUCGAGAACGGGUCGGCGGGAGCGGGGCCCACCCUGUCUUCAGCGCUGAGUGCGCGGGAGCGGAAUCGCUUGAAGCGCGCCGCUUCGCGUCAAAAAACCCAGGUGCAAACCAGUCAGAAGAAGGCCAAGAAAGAGGCCAAACUCUACAAGGCUCCCAGGGCCCCGACCGAUCCGGACGAGUGGGUCUUUCAACCGUUUUGUCAAUAUUUGUGCCGCGAUCUGUUCGACGAGGCCUGGGAGGUUCGACACGGUGCGGCCACGGCCCUCCGGGAAAUCAUCGCCCAUCAAGGCCAGCGCGCCGGUUGUCACGGCCAACAUAGUGCGGUUGAGAAUGCCAACGCGCAUCGAGCUUGGUUGGCCCAAAUCAGCUUACGGUUGAUUACUGUCAUGGCCAAAGAUCGAUUCGGUGACUUUGUGUCUGAUCAGGUCGUGGCCCCGGUCAGAGAGUCCAGCGCCCAAGCUCUAGCCGAGGCCGUGACUUUGAUGACCCCAUCCGAUGUGUCGCAGGUCGUGCGGGUCAUUCUCCAACUCCUGGCCAACCCCGAUUGGCAGUGUCGCCAUGGAGGUCUCUUAGGGGUAAGUUGGUUGAACGACUCCGUAGACGAUGUGGUGGGCGUGGCAGCAGCCUCACUCAUCCCCGUGGUCAGAGAGUUGAUCCUGAAGUACCAGAACCAGUUGGAGAAGCUCACCGACCGCCUUUGGGACGCGUUGAAAAUCAUCGAUGAUUUGACCAGUUCCACGCAUUCCAUCAUGCACUUGCUCUCGGAAAUCCUCAAGACUCAGGUGGAAUACGGUCAAAUUGAACGGUUGAAUCUGUUCCAAAGCAACGGAGGCCUCGACCACCAAUCGAUGUUCGCACUCAAAGUGGUCCGAUUGUUCCCCUUCAUGUCGCAUUCGUCGUCCCUGGUGCGAAAAGCCACUUUGACCACGCUGAACACGCUGACCGAACAUCAGGAUUUGGCCAAGAUUGUCUUGCCCACGGUCGUCAAGGAACUCAGCUUGAACCUAUUCCAACGGGCCGUUCUUGAACAUCAAGAGGACAACUUGAAAUUGAUCGAGCAGAUCUGGAAUAACAUGGCCCUCUACACGCCCCUAGGCCCACUUCUCAUGGCUACUUGUCCCAUGUAUGGCUCUUGGGUGGCCAUGGUGAUCCAGCCACCUCACUGGCCUUUUUGGAUCAAAUAUAUCCUUGCCACCCGCCAAGACCUCAUCGACGAGAUUUUACCGGUUCUAUACCCCGCCAUAUUUCAAGGGUUGAACGACUCCGUAGACGAUGGUGGGCGGGGCAGCAGCCUCACUCAUCCCGUGGUCAGAGAGUUGAUCCUGAAGUACCAGAACCAGUUGGAGAAGCUCACCGACCGCCUUUGGGACGCGUUGAAAAUCAUCGAUGAUUUGACCAGUUCCACGCAUUCCAUCAUGCACUUGCUCUCGGAAAUCCUCAAGACUCAGGUGGAAUACGGUCAAUUGAACGUGGUCCGAUUGUUCCCCUUCAUGUCGCAUUCGUCGUCCCUGGUGCGAAAAGCCACUUUGACCACGCUGAACACGCUGACCGACAAUCAGGAUUUGGCCAAGAUUGUCUUGCCCACGGUCGUCAAGGAACUCAGCUUGAACCUAUUCCAACGGGCCGUUCUUGAACAUCAAGAGGACAACUUGAAAUUGAUCGAGCAGAUCUGGAAUACAUGGCCUCUACACGCCCCUAGGCCCACUUCUCAUGGCUACUUCCCAUGUAUGGCUCUUGGAUCCAGGACAAGGCCAACUCGGGGUUCAUCAAUACCUAGGCGGGCCAGACGUGCAGCAUUUGGUCAAUCCAUCGAGAAGGACCGAUUCGUGACGCGAGCUCGCUACUUAGCGGCCAAGAUGCUUGGCAAACUGGCCGGUUUCAUUCGCACGCCCGUGCCUGGCAUGGACUACUCCAAAGAUGCGCUCACUCCCUUGCAAAUGUUUGUGACGAAGAUUUUGAUGCCCAAUUUAAGUAACAGCUCCUCGGCCUACCAACGGAUGACCAUGUCGCUGAUCGUUUCCGAGUGGUACGAGCAACACAAUGAGAAAGAGGUGCCCUUGGUGCUCAAAUCCACGUUCAACCGCUUCUUAGUUGAGAUCCCGUCUUACGACGAGACCCGACAAGCGGCCAGUCAACUUCAAAAUGAGACCGUCGACUACAUCGCCCUGUUGAAGCACUACAAGCUCCAAUUGGCCCCGGACCUGAUCAGCCUUCAACCCAAAACAUUCUCCAUCGACCAAGUUCAAAUGUUUCUCACUCGAACCGAUUUCGGGAGCCUUUUCGGGUCGAAUCCGAAACUGAAAACGAAACUCUUGGACUCGCUGUUGGACCGGAAGAAUGCUUUGGUGGGGUCGCUGAAUCGGAUUGCCAAUGACCAAGCCACCCUCACGGUCAUGACACAAGCGGCUAAUGCCGGGGCUAUUGUGAGUUUAGGUGCGUACCCCGAGAAAUUGAAUCCUGUGAUAAAACCAUUGAUGGAGUCCAUCAAACGCGAGCGGAAUGAAUUGCUGCAAUCACUGUCUGCAGACAGAUUGGUCCGCGUGUUAGAACAUUGUCAUGAACAGCACAUGCUCCCUCCGCUAGAGAAAGUGAUAAAGAACCUAGUGAAUUUCGUGUCAACCGACCCCUUGGUGACGCCCAGUUUGAACCCGGAUCCGUCCUCAAGUGCCAAUCAAUGCAUAGUCACCCUCCAGAUCAGAGAGGCGAAAUCAGCCAAAAAAUCCGAGAGUAGUCGCAAUAGUAAUCACAAUAGUAAUGUCAAUAAUGCAAGUAGUAGUAGUAGUAGUAGUAGUCGUAUUAGCAAUGAUGAUAACGUCAACACCAACGGUGGUAGUAGUAGUAGUAAUAAGAAAUCCGGGAAGUCAUCCGGAUUCGAGAAUUCUUUGUCAGUCAAGGAUACGCUUCUUCAACACUCGGCCAAAACAAAUGGGCAAACACCCAAGGGGAGUAAGAGAACCAAGAAGACCGCCCCCAACGCCACCAAUGGGAAAAGCCAACCGAGUCCAGCUGAAAUCGAGGAAUCCAAGCGAUUACAGGUGCAAAGCCGAGGUGCCCAAAUGGCCUUGGAGAAGAUCAUCCGUCAUUUCCACGCCCAAGUCUUCAUCAAACUUCCCAAGCUCCAUGAGCUCACCCUCAAGGGAGUGCUAUCUGUGAUGAGUGAAUACCAAAACCAAAGCCCCGAAUUAGUCACGUGUCUCCGAGCACUCGAGGUGUCCAUGCCCGUCUUGGCCUUGGACCUUCAAGACGCUCUACUAUUGAGCGUUCCCAAUUUGGUCACUCUCCUCAAGAGUCCGUUGGCCAGUAUCCGACACAUGAGCGCCCGGUGCUUGGCAAUUCUGGCCAAGAUCCGACCCAUGGCUGUGAUGGUUUGCGUCAUCGAGCAGAUCCUACCUCUUUUUAAUAGCGAUGUGGUGGCUCAUCGUCAAGGAGCCAUCGAAUGUCUAGCUUGCAUUGUGGAGAAACUAGACGUCCAAGUCCUGCCCUACAUUGCAUUGCUCGUGGUGCCAUGUAUGGGCAGAAUGUCCGAUUUCGACCAGGAUAUUCGCCUCCUAGCCUCAAACACGUUUGCCGUACUCAUUCGGUUGAUCCCUCUGGAUGGAGCCGUGCCCGAGCCACUAGAUUUACCCAAGGCAAUCGUCCAACGCAAGGCCCAAGAUCAGAGGUUCCUGGACCAGUUAAUGAACAUUGGACAACUCGAAGACUACCAAUUGGCCUUUCCCAUUGAAGCCACCUUGAGGUCCUAUCAGAAAAACGGUCUCAAUUGGUUAGCGUUCCUGAAUCGGUACAGGCUCCACGGAAUCCUGUGCGACGACAUGGGCUUAGGGAAGACGCUGCAAACCAUCUGUAUGCUCGCUUCCAGCCACUUUCAUUUGCAACCACGAGGUUUUCAUGACCAAUCGGUGGAUUGCCUCUCUUUGGUGAUCUGUCCACCCACAUUGUGCAGUCAUUGGGUGGCCGAGAUCCAUCGUUUCGUGGGCAAGUCGAUCCUCCAACCGCUGAUCUACUCGGGUCCUCUGGCAACUCGAGCCGAACUCCGUCCCUUGUUCAGCGAGUUCAAUGUCAUUAUCACUUCCUACGAUGUCGUCCGAAACGACGUGGAUUACUUUGGUCGGAUUGCUUGGAAUUAUGUGAUUCUUGACGAAGGCCACGUGAUCAAGAACGGCCGAACCAAGACCACACUGGCCAUUAAGAGUCUCCAAGCCCAACAUCGUCUCAUCUUAUCCGGAACCCCGAUUCAAAACUCGGUCCUAGAAUUAUGGUCGCUCUUCGACUUCUUGGAAUUAUGGUCGCUCUUCGACUUCUUGAUGCCCGGGUUUUUAGGAUCCGAUAAGCAAUUCGCAGCCAAAUAUAGUCGACCUAUUGUGGCUAGCAGAGAUCCCAAAUGCUCGCCCAAAGACCAGGAGGCGGGUGCAUUGGCUAUGGAGGCUCUUCAUCGCCAAGUGUUGCCAUUCAUACUGAGGAGAAUGAAGGAGGAUGUCUUGAGUGACUUGCCACCCAAGAUCACCCAAGAUUACUACUGCGAACUCAGCCAGAUCCAAAUUAAGUUGUACGAGGACUUUGCUCGUACUCAGUCGAAUAAACAUCGCCAACAGGGCGAUGAGGCAUUGAAUCUGUCCAAGAAGGAUCCUCAACCUACGCCCGCCAACAAACCUCACAUUUUCCAGGCUCUCCAGUAUCUCCGGAAAGUGUGCAAUCACCCCAAAUUGGUGCUAAAUGAGCAACACCCGGAAUUCGAUGCCGUUAUGGGAAUGCUGCAAGUAUCGAACUCCAAUCUGAACGAUAUCAACCACUCGGGUAAACUUCCUGCUCUGCACGAUCUCUUGCUUCAAUGCGGGAUUGGCGCUCAAAGCUCGUCGAAUUCGUUGGAUGACUCGGUUGUGGUUCAACAUCGAGCCCUGGUCUUCUUUCAAUUGAAGUCCAUGAUGGAUAUCGUCGAGAAUGACCUCUUGAAACGCCUCAUGCCCUCGGUGACCUACCUCCGGUUGGAUGGAUCGGUUCCUGCCCAUGCUCGACAGGGAAUUGUGGACCGGUUCAAUAAUGAUAUCUCCUAUGAUCUCCUACUCCUGUCCACUUCAGUGGGUGGACUGGGAUUAAAUCUCACUGGAGCCGAUACCGUGAUAUUUGUUGAACACGACUGGAACCCAAUGAAAGACCUUCAAGCCAUGGAUCGAGCCCACAGAAUUGGUCAGAAAAAGGUUGUCAAUGUUUACCGAUUAAUCACGCGAAACACGAUUGAGGAGAAGAUCCUAGGUCUGCAAAAGUUCAAAAUGAUCACUGCCAAUACCGUGAUCUCGUCCGAUAAUGCGAGUCUCCAUUCCAUGGCCACGGAUCAAAUCUUCGACCUCUUCUCCUUGGAAGAUAACCUAACGGCGGGCGAUAAUCGAAAUGGCGCUAUGGAUCAACAACGUCAACAACAACAACAGGGAAUCAAGGCUCUCCUGGAUAAUAUGCCCGAGCUAUGGGAUGAACGCCAAUAUGAGGAUGAAUAUGACCUCAAUGCAUAUAUUAGCAAGAAACACGCCUCCAAUGGAAAGGAGCACGCGAGCCACCCGCUAGAAUCCCCUUCUACAUCCAAAGAAGUACACCACAGCAAUAAUCAAACAUUAAAUUGACAGGCGUAUUAAAGAACCAUUAUUUUCCAAUCCUA